Crotalus tigris (Tiger rattlesnake) is the source of this 2866-nucleotide messenger RNA. It is a transcript of the gene TMEM278, whose product is annotated as transmembrane protein 88B. The record is from RefSeq and is a predicted model, not a curated record. The coding region runs from base 607 to 1146 and encodes 179 amino acids. The transcript has 2 exons. Gene Ontology annotation, cellular component: plasma membrane. Gene Ontology annotation, molecular function: PDZ domain binding. NCBI's taxonomy places the organism in Eukaryota, Metazoa, Chordata, Lepidosauria, Squamata, Viperidae.
UAUUCCUAUUCUAUUCUAUUCUAUUCUAUUCUAUUCUAUUCUAUUCUAUUCUAUUCUAUUCUAUUCUAUUCUAUUCUAUACAUGGACCCAGUGCAAUCUGCCCUGGAGACUUGAAGAGUGCUGAAGGAGGACUGGUGUGGUGUGGAACUUCAGGAAAAUUGGGCAUUUAGCAUCCAGCCCACCAGGUGGAAUCGGAGGAUGGCACACGUGCCCGUCUCCUUUCCUUACAAAUUUCACACCGGCCAGCUCUUUUUGGACCAAGAACUCCAGUAGGCAAACCUGGAGAACUGUCUGCCUGCUGGAAAAGUUCAUCCGCCUUUUGGAAGGUCUUCUCCAUCUCAUCCCAUUCCAUGUGAGGAUCCCUGAAGGACAUGUAAGAACAUCCUUCUCAGACUGCUUCCAAGCCCACCUCCAUCCAGUCUCCUGUUUCCCGGAAGUGGCGACCACUUUGGGAAAUCCCACCUCCGCCACUAUCUCCUCACCUAACUGGGAAGACUGAGCAGGGGUCUCCAUUUCGGAGGACAGGAAAAGGAAGAGGAAUUAAGGCAAAGGGGAACUGGACGAAGGGAAGGGGAAAAGGGGACACCUGGUCUGAUCUUCCUGAAGAUGUCUGAUCAGGAGAUUGAUGACUAUGAAGGGGACAACUUCUCUGACACUUCGCACACCAUCCAAACUCUCCCACCUUACAACAUGGAGGACCAGCUCCUGCCCAUGGAGCGUCGCAGCACCUGUGGCUGUUGGGUGUGGACUUGCCUGGUGGGGGCAAUGAACUUUUUUGCUUUUCUCCUGAACUUCCUUCUGAUGGCUGCCAUCUUUCUGGUGGUCCUUUUGCCCGCCAUAGUCGUGGUCUAUUUUGGAUUCCAGUGUCACUCCCGGGUGCUCCACUCGACCGCCUACUACUGCCAAACCAUCCUGGACGACAACAGCUCUUCGGCCUUGAUCAUCCUCGGCUUCGUCAUCAUGUCUCCCCUCAUCGUGGUCUCCAUGGCCCUCUACUGCAGCCUGGCCCGCCGCCUGCACCUCUUCCUCUGCUUCCAGCCGUGCGCCCGGGCCGUGUACAAAGGCGUGAAGUGGCGGUGGUACGAAGAAGGGGGGCUGUGCGGGUGUGUGAAGGAGUGGAACCACCACGUCAAGGCGUGGGUCUGAGCUGGGCCUCCUAGCCUCCGUGCAGUUCGGUUGUUUUCAGUGGGGGCACCAAGGAAGAGCUGUGACAGUAACCCACCACCACUGUUCCCCCCCCCCCCGCAGGCUCCUCGUGCUAAGGAGCUAAAGGCCUCCCUGGAUUUCAAGGCAAUUUACAGAUAAUCCCAUCGGGGUGUGCCUGUAUUUGUUGUUGUGGGCUGCACAAGGAGCGGGGUCGAAGCAGGGGUGGGUGGGACUAGAGCCCCCGAGUGGGUGGCACUCCUUUCCCACCUAAUUCACUUAACUGGUUCGUGUUACGACCUCAAGUCUCUGGUUUGGUUUUUCCUGCAACUUCACCUCCUUUCGUGAUUCACAAUUUCUGGUGGGUUUAUGGGUCAAUAUGUGCCGUAAACCCAGGGAAUGGGAUUAAUUCGGGAUGAGGUAGGAGGUCCCCUGGUUGCAACAAUCUUCAGUCUCACGCCCUCGUUUGCAGGUUGAUGAUCGGUCCUUCCUUUCCAUGUGUUUUUGAAACUGAGAGGUAGUUAGUUACCUCUUAAAAUGUAGAACGUCAAGCAGCAGUCAGGAGACACGUUGAGGUCUCUAACCCAGCGGUUCUCAACCUGUGGGUCGGGACCCCAUUUGGGGUCGAACGACCAUUUCACGGGGGUCACCAAACAAGGCUGUCCACCAUUUUUUUCCCCUUUUCUUUGGCCAUGCCCCUGGCAGCCAGUGAUGUAUAAGUGGUUGGGGGGCACCACAACAUGGGGAACUGUAUUAUGGGGUCACGGCAUUAGAAAGGUUGAGAACCACUGCUCUAAAGGCUCCCUCAAAUGGAAAAUAACCCAAGGAGGCUCAGUUCCUUCGUUCGUUGAAAAAUAUCUGGGAACUUGGCCCUUUGUCUGCUUUAACUGUAGGUGAGUACCCCAGUUCAGGAACAAAAGAUUCUCUGGCUCAUUUUAUUUUCUGCGAAAGCAAUGCCCUUCUGAUUUGAAAAAAAAAAAAAAGAAGAAGAAGAAGGCCAUGAUAUCAGAAAGGGGAGAUUGCAUCAUUCUGGGCUCCACCUAUGGUUCUGGUUAAGGCACAAAAAAAAACCUCUGCCCCUAAGAACAGCAUGUGGGAGGAGGGGGGAAAGAGAGUCAGGCCCCCUUUUUUUCGAUGUAGGCUUUGAUCCAAAGCGAGCUUUCGAGUUUUUAUUCCGAUGAGCAAGAUUUGCCUCGCCUUCGCGCCCUCCGGCAGCUGCAACAGCUUCCGUGCUUCGCUGUGUAGUGUGCUGAGGCCACAGCUGGCUCCAAAGCAAACUUGUUUUCGUGGCUUCCAGCGGAUUUGAUGUGCAGCCCCUGAAUGCAGCAAAAAGACUGGCGCAGCGGGUGCAGGAAAGGCCACCUCUGCGCUCCCAGAGCUUGUAAGCGCAUCGCGAUUCAGGCUCCGCAGUUGCGUUUCAAAGGGUUUCCACGAGGUCUGGUUGAAACGAGGCGAAAUGUUUCUUGAAUCACCGAGCCAGCUGUAUUUUUGCCCAACCAUCCAGCUGUGUCCCAACCGAUGUCUCGUGGCUAUUCUUAAAAUGGGAACGGGGUGCAAUUGAUAGUAUUUCCGAAAGAGGUAAUUGUUGGGAGAAAGAGAUACAUCCAAUGGUGGGAUUCAGCCAGUUUGCACCAGUUCGGCAGAACCGGUAGCUAAACUUUUGCUGACUUCAGAGAACCGGCUGAAUGCACACUGCUUCUGGAAAUCCAGUGGAGGCCUCCCA